Molecule: messenger RNA, 725 nt
Organism: Corythoichthys intestinalis (scribbled pipefish)
Lineage: Eukaryota; Metazoa; Chordata; Actinopteri; Syngnathiformes; Syngnathidae
Gene: wdr83os
Product: WD repeat domain 83 opposite strand
Exons: 4
Coding region: 143-463 (106 amino acids)
Biological process (GO): protein insertion into ER membrane
Cellular component (GO): endoplasmic reticulum membrane
Molecular function (GO): protein folding chaperone
Source: RefSeq, a predicted model, not a curated record
CGUGGUGAAUACUUUCACUUUGAAGAACACAGGAAAUUCCUCCCACUUAGAGAAAGCCCAUUCAGGCAUGUACGAUAAACUCAAUUUGAGUCCGCGUCAAACUUCCUAACAGAAUCGAUAUUUCACAUUUUUCGUGCACACUAUGUCCUCUAACAAUAUGGCGGAUCCUAGGAGACAAAAUAAGAUACUGCGGUACAAGCCCCCCACCACGGAGGCCAACCCCACAUUAGAGGAUCCCACUCCUGACUACAUGAACCUGCUGGGCAUGAUCUUCAGCAUGUGUGGACUGAUGCUUAAGUUGAAGUGGUGUGCCUGGAUCGCUGUCUACUGCUCCUUCAUCAGCUUCGCCAACUCCAGAAGCUCUGAGGACACGAAACAGAUGAUGAGUAGCUUCAUGCUGUCCAUCUCUGCUGUGGUCAUGUCCUACCUUCAGAACCCUCAGCCCAUGUCACCUCCGUGGUGACAAAUGAUGCCAGAUGGUCCAAUUGGGAGCCACGACAGAUACAAACUACCGCACGGGAAGUCAAAGAAACCGAGCCGAACUGGAUGCCAAGAUGGCUGAAUCUUUUUAAUCUUUUUUUUUUAAUGUUUUCCAGAUUGUGCAAAUUAAUAAAAAAAAGUAGUACAAAAUGAAUAAAUAAGCUUUGGUCAAUUCAUGGAAUAAAAAUACAGGUUUGAAGCUGGAUUUGGGCUUUUGAAAUAAAAAAAUAAAGGGCCAAAGACUA